Messenger RNA from Phymastichus coffea, 480 nucleotides. RefSeq lists its product as uncharacterized. The record is from RefSeq and is a predicted model, not a curated record. Bases 1 to 480 code for a protein of 159 amino acids. Gene Ontology annotation, molecular function: protein serine/threonine kinase activity; ATP binding. Gene Ontology annotation, biological process: protein phosphorylation; intracellular signal transduction. Gene Ontology annotation, cellular component: cytoplasm. The transcript has 4 exons. NCBI's taxonomy places the organism in Eukaryota, Metazoa, Arthropoda, Insecta, Hymenoptera, Eulophidae.
AUGACAUUCAUUACCACCGAAGUCCUAGUAUACAAUGACGUCAAAAUUCUUGUUCAUCUGGAAAAUGCUGCCAGUCGAAUUACGCAGUCUCUUUUUUACGCGAUCAUCAACGUUCAUCUGCCUCGCGACAUCUGUCAGAUUUAUAAAAUCCAAGGUACAACUCACGUUCAAUCUGCAUGGGUCGCUGUGAAGAUUAUAGACACGAAUAAAAUAUUACAAAAAUACGUGCUGAAGAACCUUUACAGAGAAGCAAAACUACUGUCUAAAUUAAAUCACCCAAAUAUCAUUCGACUGUACGAGACUAUCCAAUGCGGUGCCGUGUACUACCUCGUGACGGAGCUUGCGACAGGCGGUGACCUCGGCUCCCACGUAAGAAGCCAGCCGGGCGGUCGCCUCGACGAAGUCAGCGCGAGAUGUUAUGCUCGCCAGCUGGCGGAUGGUCUGCAGCACAUGCACUCCAAAAACAUCGUGCAUCGGUGA